Cuscuta campestris is the source of this 1008-nucleotide messenger RNA. The record is from the annotation of a GenBank genome assembly. NCBI's taxonomy places the organism in Eukaryota, Viridiplantae, Streptophyta, Magnoliopsida, Solanales, Convolvulaceae.
AUAACUUAUCAAGGUUUAUUUUUUUCAAUGUUGUUAUCUUCCCUUUUUUUUCUUUUUUAGUGAAUAACCAAAGAAGGGAAUUUGGAGCCUAUGUCAACUGUCAAAGCUCAAUAUGAGUAACACUUAUCUCUGAGUUUCUUCUCAUUUGGGUGGAUCGCAGCUCCCAUCUAUGGCUGCUUCAACAGCCUUCUACGGCGCCGUCGCUUUCAAGCUAUCCUCCCGCCAACCCAAUCUUACCCUUAUUCCCCAUUUCUCUUCCGUCAAUCUCUCUUCGUGCACCAGUAUUCGCCCCUCAGAAUCCCUGAUUUCUCGCAACACUCCCCCCAAGUCUCGCGCCCCGGUCACUCGUCUCCGAUCUGCUCCCCCUGCCGCCGCCGCCGCCUCAGCCACCACCUUCCACGGCCUCUGCUACGUCGUCGGCGACAACAUCGACACUGACCAAAUCAUUCCCGCCGAGUACCUAACCCUAGUCCCAUCGAAGCCGGAGGAGUACAAAAAGCUCGGGUCGUACGCCCUGUGCGGGCUUCCCGCAUCCUACCCGACCCGAUUCAUAGAUCCGGGUGAGUUCAAAUCCAAGUACUCAAUUGUAAUCGGAGGCGAUAAUUUCGGGUGCGGAUCCUCCCGCGAACACGCCCCUGUAGCCCUAGGCGCCGCCGGAGUCGCGGCGGUGGUGGCCGAUUCCUACGCCCGGAUAUUCUUCCGUAAUUCCGUGUCUACCGGAGAGAUUUAUCCUCUGGAAUGCGAUGUGAGGAUCUGCGAGGAGUGUAAAACGGGUGACACAGUGACUGUUGAGCUUGGUGAAAGCAAGUUGAUCAACCAUACACGUGGGAAGGAAUACAAACUGAAACCCAUUGGAGAUGCUGGGCCUGUGAUUGAUGCGGGUGGGAUUUUUGCUUACGCCAGGAAGACAGGGAUGAUUCCUUCGCGCGCAUAGAAAGCCCGAAACAGGAAAAAAACCAGGGGGCGGUCAUCUCAGAAAAGGUAAAUUCGGCUUAAUCACAAAUUGGU